AUGAAGAAUGAAGGUGAAAGAAAACAGCUUGUAUUGAUAGUAGAGAGCAGAGUUUCAAAAGCAAGCAGAAGCGCAGGAAGAGGUCGAAGUUUGGAGAUAUCCAACUUAAGGGUUUACAGUUUCACUGAAUUGAGGGAUGCUACUCAUAGUUUCAGGCAAGGUGAGUUUGGUUGUGGAGGCUUUGGGAGUAUGUACAAGGGUUGGAUGGAUGAGAAGACGCUUGCACCUUCUAAGGUUGGCACGGGAAUGGCUGUUGCUGUCAAGAGAUUUUACUCGGACAGUAUCAGAAGCAUUAAACAGUGGCAGCUGGAGCUUAACUUAUUAGGAAGGGUUUCUCAUCCGAACCUUGUCAAGCUAUUGGGAUACUGUUGUGAGAAAAAGGAGAUGUUCUUAGUUUAUGAGUUCAUUCCGAAUAGAAGCUUACAAAACCAUCUUUUUAAAAGAAUCCCUACCAAGGAACCACUAUCUUGGGACAACAGAUUUAAAAUAGCUAUUGGAGUUGCUCAGGCAAUAACUUUCUUGCACAGUUUACAACUCAUACACAGAGCUGUCAACCCCUCAAAUAUAUUGCUUGAUGAGGAUUACAAUACAAAGUUAUCAGAUUUUUCCUUGACAGAAUGGGGGUCAGAUGAUGGUGAGUUAGAUGUGUCUACAGGGGUUUGUGGCACUAAGGGAUAUACCGAUCCAGAAUACAUGAGAACAGGUCAUGUAUCAGUGGAGUGCUAUGUGUAUAGCUUCGGUGUUUGGCUGCUUGAGAUUCUGACAGGGUCAGAGACAACUGAUUUUAGCCGCCGUAAGGAGCAAAUCAAACUUGUUGACUGGGCUACACCCAUUUCUCUGUGA
This is a messenger RNA of Fragaria vesca subsp. vesca, 843 nucleotides long. RefSeq names its product probable serine/threonine-protein kinase Cx32, chloroplastic-like. The record is from RefSeq and is a predicted model, not a curated record. Gene Ontology annotation, molecular function: ATP binding; protein kinase activity. Bases 1 to 843 code for a protein of 280 amino acids. The transcript has 6 exons. NCBI's taxonomy places the organism in Eukaryota, Viridiplantae, Streptophyta, Magnoliopsida, Rosales, Rosaceae. Gene Ontology annotation, biological process: protein phosphorylation.